AUGGAAAAAGAAAUGGAAUCCCUGAAAACUAACCAAGAAUGGAACCUAGUUGAACUGCCCGAGAAUCGUAAAGCCGUUGGCAGCAAGUGAGUAUUUCGAGUUAAAACAGAUGCGGACGGAACAGUUGAAACACACAAGACCCGGCUCGUAGCUCAAGGUUUCAGUCAAACAUUUGGUGACGACUAUGAUGAAACAUUUUCACCUGUAGCUAGGCUUGAAUCAGUUCGAACAGUUAUUGCGUUAGCUGCACAGCAUGGUUUAAAGCUUCAUCAAAUGGACGUCACAACAGCAUUUCUGAAUGGAGAUCUCAAAGAAGAAGUCUACAUGAAACAACCGGAAGGUUUCAUUGAGAAGGGAAAAGAACACCUGGUCUGCAGGUUACGUCGAAGUAUAUAUGGCCUUAAACAGUCUCCACGUUGUUGGAAUUCUGUUCUCGACAGAAAAUUGAAGAAUAUGGGUUUUGUACAAAUCACCGGUGAUCCAUGUAUCUAUGUAAAGGAAGAAGGUGGAGAGAUAUUCAUUAUUGCUGUGUAUGUUGAUGAUAUUCUCCUGGCCGGAAAGAAUGAUCAGAAAAUCAUUGAAGUGAAGCAAGCACUCGCUGAGCAAUUUCAAAUGAAAGAUAUGGGUCAACUACACUACUUCCUGGGUGUGAAAGUUAUCCAGAAACCAGAUUCAAAAGAAAUUUGGAUUGGCCAAGAAGCGCACACGAAGAGUGUGUUGGAAAGAUUUGGCAUGGAAAGUUCGAAACCUGGGACAAAACUGAAUAAGGCAGCAGACGACAGUCAACGAGUGGGCCAAGUUAACCUACCAGUGUGCCGUUCACGAAAACAAGACCAGACAUCGCAUAUGCCGUGA
Messenger RNA from Paramuricea clavata, 855 nucleotides. The record is from the annotation of a GenBank genome assembly. NCBI's taxonomy places the organism in Eukaryota, Metazoa, Cnidaria, Anthozoa, Malacalcyonacea, Plexauridae.